UGGUUAAAAGCCUUAAAAAAAUGGCGGAAAUAUCUCAUAUUGUUGCUAACGCCCAUCCUAUUGUCCCCUAUACCGUUGGCUUUGCAAGACAAGCGGGCAAGUUGCGCCUACGCAAUCAUGAUCAUGGCGAUCUACUGGACAACUGAAUCAUGUUCCUUGGCUGUCACGUCAUUGUUACCAUUGCUACUAUUCCCCAUACUUAGUGUAGUCAAAGCGAAGGAGAUCAGCACGCCUUAUUUCAGCGACACCAACGUCCUGUUCGUGGGGGGUAUGAUGCUAGCCGUUGCCGUGGAGCAAUGGAACUUGCACAAGAGAAUCGCUUUGAAAAUACUUCUGUUAAUUGGAACUCAACCAAGAAGGUUGCUACUAGGUUUUAUGUGUCCGACUGCUUUCCUUUCGAUGUGGGUCAGUAAUACCGCCACAACUGCAAUGAUGGUACCCAUUGCCCAGGCCGUGUUAGGAGAAAUCAGGGAAAUCAGGAAAAUUGGCGUUGCUAAGUCUGAGACGGAUGGGAAAGAAGAAGUUAUUGCAAACUCUGAGCAUGUUGAGAUGGCUGUGAUGGAUGAAAAACCUUCUGCCACGAGAAGCAUUAGCACCGUUAAAUUGUCCAGCCCGCCGGAUGACAAGGCCUUCAGAGAUCUUUGCAAGGCAACAAUGCUGUCGAUAGCAUAUGCCGCCAACGUCGGUGGAACAGCAACGCUUACGGGGACUGGCACUAAUCUUGUCUUUGUUGGACAGACAGAAGAGUUAUUUGAUGAAAGUGGAGGUAUUGGUUUUGGAGAUUGGUUCAUAUUUGCGUUUCCCGAAGCAGUUAUCUUGCUGUUAAUCAGUUGGCUUUGGUUGCAAUGGAUGUUCCUUGGAUUCAAUUUCAGAACCAUUGUUAACUCGUUUCGAUCAAGAACUGGUUCGUCAUAUCAUUCAAAUGAAGAACAAUCUUCCGUUAGAAAAGUCAUUCAACGCGAGUACGAUGCCCUGGGACGAAUGACGUAA
Molecule: messenger RNA, 990 nt
Organism: Dendronephthya gigantea
Lineage: Eukaryota; Metazoa; Cnidaria; Anthozoa; Malacalcyonacea; Nephtheidae
Product: solute carrier family 13 member 5-like
Exons: 6
Coding region: 118-990 (290 amino acids)
Biological process (GO): monoatomic anion transmembrane transport
Cellular component (GO): membrane
Molecular function (GO): transmembrane transporter activity
Source: RefSeq, a predicted model, not a curated record